AUGCUGCGCCGAGGAGCGGGCGCCCCGGGCUCCCAGCUCCCGGCGACCGCCGCACGCUGCCUCCGCCGCCCGCUGCCCGCGGCGAGGACGGACGAGAAUUGGGGACUCGUUUUGCGGGGAUCACAUAAACAGCUUCCUCCGAAGCCUGGUAAAUGGCUUGAUGAUUGGUCGCUAUUACUCGCCCUGAGGUGGAAGGGGGGAGACUCUUUAAAGUGCGUCAGAGGGAGGCGAGCGCCUGGGAACCCGGAGGCCUGGAUCCGGGCCGAGAGUGGAACGGAGUCGGCGCCGCUGUCUCGGUCGAGCCUCCCGCAGCCCGCCGGGCCGCCUGGCCUCUCCGCGUCUUCGCCCCGCGCUCCCAGCUCACUCGCUCCUGCGGCGCCCGCUGCGGCUUCUCCUCCUCCUCCUUCUUCGCCUCCUCCUCUUCCUCGGGUUUCUGCCUCUCCUCCUCCUCUUCUUCCUCCUCCUCUUUCCCCACCUCCUCCCCCUCAGCCACCGCCUCCUCCUCCACCAGCACCACUCCCUCCGGGGCACCCCGGUCCCUGCAGAGUCCCUGGCCGGCACCGCCUCUGCUGCGGCCCCCUGAAUCCUGAGUCUGCUGCGCCCAAGCUGGUAGGACAGACGGACAGAUUCCUCAAGUCUAGCGCUCCGCCGCUGCUGCCCGGCGCUGCCCGGCGUCGAGGGAACAGGGAUCGCCCCGGGAGGACCGCGAGGAUACUGUAUUGGCAUUUGAGAUUGAAAAGUGAAAAAUCCUAUGAUAUCCUCCUUCGAGAAGCUCACUCCGUAGCCGUGAAAGACUAACCUUGUAAAUACUACGUUUUCAUACUAUGGAAAACUGUGUAGUGUAGCUACUGCAAAGAUGGAAGCUCUCUCUCUGUAAUGUCAUGGAAAGACCUCCAAGACCUAUCAAGAAGGAAAAAAAGCAAACUCCAGGACAAUACAUGAUAUGAUCCCAUUAAUGCUUAAAAUAAAUACUACUUGUUUGUGUU
Molecule: messenger RNA, 986 nt
Organism: Callithrix jacchus (white-tufted-ear marmoset)
Lineage: Eukaryota; Metazoa; Chordata; Mammalia; Primates; Cebidae
Source: RefSeq, a predicted model, not a curated record